CCCAGUUUGUCGUUGAAAGGUGUUGAAAAGUUGCAUAAACAAGCAAGCUGUUCGCGAACGAGUUCGCGUAUUAUGUACAGGCAUCGUGUGGUGUUGUUUGAAGUGAUAGAUGGCUGAGCUUUAGAAAAAAAAAUAGAAGAAAUCGGCCUCUAUAGCUUUUGCUAGUCAAUGUUGCAUUUGUAAACUCAGUACCGAAUUAGUUGAAUCUGACGACAAAGGAUAAAAGUCGCAAACGAACGUAUCGUUCUUCGGUGUCGGAUCCCAUAUGUUUGCACUAUCAUAUGAAAUUCGCCUAUGAUGAGUGAUAUGACAAGAAAGCCCGUUGGUGCUUUCUAAGCGAGAGAAUUCUUAAAUAGUGUUUUUGGUAAAAUAGUGCCAUACAAGAGUAAAUACGACGACUAAGAAUAUGUUGGACUUUCAAGCCGUGGUGCUUGCAGCGGGCAAAGGCAGUCGCAUAACAGAUCUAGUGGCCAGCGACGAAUUUAAAUGCAGUAUCCAAAUUGCAAACAAACCAAUGUUGUUUUACCCAUUGCGGAAUCUUCAGAACGCAGGCUUCACCGAAGUAACCGUAAUCGUGCCAACAAAGUAUAAACCCGACGAUACAAUAGCUGGUGAGUUGCAGUUAAAAAUUGAUUACGUUUACGUGAACAUCGACACCGAGGAACAAGGCACGGCGGAAAGUGUGCGACUAAUUAGGGACAAAAUUAAGCCGAAUAGGCAUAUAUUGCUUGUGACGUGUGAUCUAGUGACGAAUAUUGAUCUUAGCGAACUCUGCGUACGUCAACGGGUCAGUGAUGCCCUUUUGACAGCCUUACUAGCACCCCUGCCUCCACAACUUUCGCAGAGCAGCGUGCCUGGAACUCGGAAGAAAUACCAACCUGAACGAGACAUUGUAGCUCUUGAAACGGAAACUAACCGUCUUCUACAAUUCGGGGCGGUGGCAGAUUACUCAGAGCGGAUUCCCUUUUGCAUGAGGAUUCUGCGCCAGUUUCCCAAUAUGCAGGUACACUCCGACCUCCUCGAUUGUCACGUAUAUGCCCUUCACCCUCGGGCUGUAGAGUUUAUUAUGACGAAUAAAUUGCUGGCAACAUUUAAGGGCGAGGUAUUGCCAAAACUCGUGCUGAAGCAGUUUAGUAAGAAGGACCUUAAGGAGCAGAACCGGCCCGAUGGAGAUAAUUUCGACAGUUUAAGGUGUUAUGCUCUAGUAUCGAAAUGUUUUGCUCUAAGGGUUAACAACCUGCAAGCGUACAAGGUUGCCAAUGGCGAGGUGCAGAAUAUCUUCAAGGAGCUAUACCGCCCGGGCGCGAAUGUAUCGAAGGAUGAGGCCCAACCAUGGCCUAGAGAUAAAGUGAAUAAGAAUGUGCUGGGUGCAAGAGUGACGAUUGGCCAGGGCUGUAAGGUUACGUCAUCUGUUUUGCAUGAUGAUGUCAAAAUUAGCGAUGACGCAAUGGUGAUUAAUUCGAUUAUUUGUCGCGGAUGUGUCAUCGGGGCAAAGGCGAGCGUGGUGAAUUCGUUUAUCGGAGUCCGGGCCAUAAUUCCCGAGGGCCGAGUUGUUAAUAAUGAAAGUAUCGGCAUAUCAAAUAUGGAAUUUGAAUAAAUGAUCAAGCAUUAAUACGACAAAAAUUUCUCGUUUUCGAAGUCGAAGUUUCGAAGUUUUGAUUCGAGUGUUUCUUGUUUUGCAUCAGAUUAGCAGGAGGUGUUUCUGAUGAACGUCUGUAUGAAAAUUGACAACAAUUGAAUCGUGUUUUGUCGUUAUUAAUAUAUAAAGCAAAUUUGAUAAAUUUAUUUGAUGACUUUAAGUACAUCUAUAUGCACAUCCUGUAUUGUUAGUACAACAGUUUUAAGCUUUUGAUCAACGUGUUCGUCUGCCUAAUACAGAAAGUUCUCAAAAAUUUUUUUCUCACACAGGACCGGGUGAACGAUAGGCUAAUCGCAUCGUAGUGCUGAAUGAGUAGAUAAUAUAACAACAAAAUUUUUCUUCCUUUGAAGUGUUGUGGGAACAGGCUGUCCAGUCAGUACAUCAAUUUGAUAAAAAUAAUAGCUAUUAAUUACUGAUCUAUGUAGAAACCUAUGGAACCUAAUUAAAACUAUGCACGCAAGCGGGAUAGUACUGUUACAACCAUUUUACUGUGUAAUAGAAAAACAACAGCUAGAAUAUCGCGUCUGCUCGUUGUCGUGAUGGACCACCAAAAAAACUUAUUCCAACGGUUUGUUCAGCUGUCUAGGAUAAUAUUCUUUAAUGUCACCAUCAGUGGAGCUGAGUGUGUCUGACUUCAACAUCGAUAUCCUGGCCAGCUCCUUUAGCUCGGCUAGUUCUUAACGGUGAUAAAGUCCUAUCUGCUGUUUUCUACAGACAAAAAAGAAAGCAAGAUUUUUCUUUCCGGCACACGAUAAUAGAUAUCAACUUUUUUCUGCAUUUUUUCAUGCGCUGAUCAGCGGCGGGGGAACCUGCAACUGUUCCCAGACAGUACGUUAAGCGCAUCGUCUAAAACACUAGUAAAAUCGAUGUCAGCUUAAAUCGUCCAUUUAAAAAUCCUAAUUCAAGCGGACCAGUUGAUAAUGGCUCGGUAUGUUGCACCGCGUAUAUACUAAGCUUACCUAUUCUUCUAGAAUCUAUUAGUAAGAGUGUAAAAGAACAUGCAGUUUUAAUAUGUAGUGGCAAAAUGCAGCAAAAAGUGCAGAGAAGAUGCAACGAACUGGUUGAAAAAAAAGACAUUGUUCAUUGUACUCUGGAAAAAUUAUGAAUCAAAUUGCGGUAGCAAUUAUUUAGUCAGUGUUCGAAGAGCAAAUACGAUAGAAUUUUCACGGCGAAAGCUUGUAAAUUGAUAUUUGGAAAUUUUCACAAAUUUCAUAUAGUUUUUAGAAGAAAACUACAUAACUGGUACUGACUUGAUUCAACCUCACAUGCUGAAAAGAAGUAUACAAAAAUGAUGACAGGAGAGAAAGUCGGCUCGAAGAUCUUACCCGUCUCUAAGGGCAUUUCCGUUGCUAAGCUGUGCGCUUAAAACUAGAGAUUCAAGAUUUACAAAAAUUGGUAAAAUUCAACAUUUUGAUAGGCAUCAAUAUUAUGAAGCUCUUAUCGCCAAACCCGAACUAACAAGUGCCAAUUAGCUUUCCCUAAAGCUCCUAAAGCAGCAAGUAUUUUUUUAAAUUAGACUAUAUCCCUUUCGCCGCUUCCUUCCACUAGACGUGGAACGAUAAUGGAAGCGGCUACAUUCUAGAAUCAUUUCGUCUACGUUUUCUACUUAAUAGUAGCGAAAUAUAUCUGCGCAGGAGCGCAUAUUUGACAUAUAUCAGUCCACUUAUGUAGAGUCAGUUUCUAUGCACAUAUUAUGGAUCCGUUGAAUUUGUGUACCACUAAUUCAAGUCUGUUUCAACGAGUGCUUGGCUCACCAGAGAACAGACUAUGAACGACAAGCAAGUCAGCAUGAUGUAAAGUACGUUGACCUAAGAUACAUGCGCUCUUCACCUCCGUCAAUACAGUGAAGCUGUUCUAUACUUAGAGCCGUAACUGUUUAAGUUACCAUCUGCUAUUAACCAACGAAGCUGAUCUGUCAAACCACAAGUAAUUAGAUGCAAACAACGUUAAUAAAAAUAAGCUAGAUAUUAAAAAGAAAAGUUGGCUUGUUCACACAGUAUCGAAAAUCAGUCUCUUCACGACCAAGAUUUUAUAGUUACCGCAACAAGUGUUUUGAAUAACUAAUCUUUCGAUUUGUGCAUGCUCCAAAGCACGGAACUUAAGUAAGUAUUUUUAUAUAAAUUAUAAAUUUUAGAAAGUAGCUUAAUAGAUCAUUGCACAUUUACUGUCGUUUGUGUGGGUAAAUAAAGAGAUUCAUCGUCAACAACUUCUCAAUGAACAGUGAAACCUCUAAUGCAAUUGUUCGUGAGAACAAGAUUUCUGUCGUUUUGAGUAAAACAAAAUAACGAGAU
Varroa destructor (honeybee mite) is the source of this 3930-nucleotide messenger RNA. RefSeq names its product eukaryotic translation initiation factor 2B subunit gamma (gene eIF2Bgamma). NCBI's taxonomy places the organism in Eukaryota, Metazoa, Arthropoda, Arachnida, Mesostigmata, Varroidae. Gene Ontology annotation, cellular component: guanyl-nucleotide exchange factor complex; eukaryotic translation initiation factor 2B complex. Gene Ontology annotation, biological process: cytoplasmic translational initiation; biosynthetic process. Gene Ontology annotation, molecular function: guanyl-nucleotide exchange factor activity; translation initiation factor activity. The record is from RefSeq and is a predicted model, not a curated record.